Dracunculus medinensis (Guinea worm) is the source of this 291-nucleotide messenger RNA. Lineage: Eukaryota; Metazoa; Nematoda; Chromadorea; Rhabditida; Dracunculidae. The record is from the annotation of a GenBank genome assembly.
AUGGACGAACAAGUGGAUUUAGAAGCGUUGAAAAAGUUAACACCGGAACAACAGAAUCAACUCAUUUCUGGUUUGAAACAACAAGUCGCCGUUUUAAAUGCACAAGCAAUUAUCGGAGAGCUUUCUCAAAAAUGUACCCAAAAAUGUAUAGUUAGCCCAGGUGGUUCAUUAACGAAUUCCGAAAAGCAAUGUUUGCAAAGAUGCAUGGAUCGGUUUAUGGAUACCUGGAAUUUAGUAUCGGUAGCAUUACAAAAACGAUUACAGGAUGAAUUUUCUGGUUUCCAUCAAUAA